AGGGUGAAUUCGCUACCUUAUAUAAGCAGCUUGUGAAUGAUGAGAUCAAGUUCUGGGAAUAUUUCCGAAUGUCAGAAGCCUGUUUCAACUCGCUGUUGAGUAAAAUUCAUCCGUAUCUUAAAAAACAGGACACUACAUUUCGAUUAGCAGUGACUCCCCGAGAGAGGCUGGUAGUUUGCUUAAGGUAUUUUCAUUUAUUUGUUGACAAGAUUUCCUUAUAUUUAGCAACAGGAGACACGCAAAAAACCAUAGCUUUUAGUUACAGACUUGGGGUAAGUACUGCCCACCAGAUUGUUCACGAGACAUGUCGUGUGAUUACCGAAAAAUUAAUCGAUGAUGCAAUGCCGAAACCAACAGAAGAUAUGUGGAAGAAGAUUGCUAACGAUUUUUACACUAAGUGGAACUUCCCGCUGUGUCUUGGAGCCUUGGAUGGAAAGCAUGUGACAAUUCAAGCACCUGCCAAUAGUGGUUCACUUUAUUACAAUUACAAAAAAACCUUUUCGAUAGUGCUACUUGCUCUCGUCGAUUCGCAUGGGAAUUUCACUGCGGUUGACGUAGGAAGCUUCGGAAAAAAUAGCGAUGGAGGUAUUUUCGCAAAAUCUCGUCUUGGAGUAUUUCUCGAGCAUAACAAACUCUCCGUACCAGCGGACACAUACCUACCAGGAACGAAUCAAUUAGCCCCAUAUGUAAUUGUUGGGGAUGAAGCCUUUCCUUUAAAAACAUAUCUAUUGCGACCUUACCCAGGUCAAGAUCUGGAUGAAUCGAAGCGUGUAUAUAACUACCGUUUGAGCCGAGCAAGAAGAACAUCGGAAAACUGUUUCGGAAUGCUUACUUCGUGGUGUCGAAUGUACCAUCGUACUAUUCAUGCGAAUCCAAAAAAUGUGGACCGCAUGAUUCUCGCCAGCUGCAUUCUUCACAAUUACAAAAGAAGAUUUCAUGGUAUUACUCCAAACUAUCGAGCUACGUCGAUGGAUGAACCUAGUGUUUUGAACAAUCUUCCUGCCCAAGGAGGAAACGCUUGCAAAAAUGCAUUCAGUACACGGGAAACAUUCAAAAAUUACUUUAAUUCCACCAUUGGAGCUGUUCCAUGGCAAUAA
Malaya genurostris is the source of this 1097-nucleotide messenger RNA. RefSeq lists its product as uncharacterized. The record is from RefSeq and is a predicted model, not a curated record. The transcript has 2 exons. Lineage: Eukaryota; Metazoa; Arthropoda; Insecta; Diptera; Culicidae. Bases 69 to 1097 code for a protein of 342 amino acids.